Mangifera indica (mango) is the source of this 2196-nucleotide messenger RNA. RefSeq names its product eukaryotic translation initiation factor 4B2-like. Gene Ontology annotation, molecular function: mRNA binding; translation initiation factor activity. The record is from RefSeq and is a predicted model, not a curated record. The coding region runs from base 298 to 1845 and encodes 515 amino acids. The transcript has 3 exons. Lineage: Eukaryota; Viridiplantae; Streptophyta; Magnoliopsida; Sapindales; Anacardiaceae.
AAUGAGCGUGAUAACAGAUAAAUAUACAACGCCUCACACACGGCCCCCGGUUUUGCCUCUCUGAAAAAAUCGCAACUCCAUUCUGUAACUCCAUUUCUGGCUUAUUUCGCCGACAAUUUUAAUAAAAAGAAACAAAAAUUAGAUUCAAAACAAACUCUCCCACAACAACCACCGUAUAUAAUCUUUGCAUGUUCUUGGAGCUCCGGCUCCAUUGACGGAGCCCCAGCUCCAAAUUACCGUACCAUUUAUAAUUAUUUUUUGCAGUCAGAUCUCCUCAAUUUCGUUUAAGAUCGUGAAAUGUCCAAAGCCUGGGGUAAAGCAGGCGCUUGGGCCGACGAGGCUGAUCAGGCCGAAGCCGAAGAACGUGAAGCAGCUGCAGCAGUGGCAGCGUCGCCAAGCUUUCCUAGUUUGAAAGAAGCCGUUAGCGCGAAGCCCAAGAAGAAGAAAAUGACUCUCUCAGAAUUCAAUAUGGGCGGCUAUUCUGCCACAGGCGGUGCAGCCACUGAUUACGCAAAUGACCGUUUGACCCCCGACGAGAUGCUCCGGCUACCCACGGGUCCCAAGGAACGUACACCCGAAGAAAUGCAGCAUGGUAGACUCGGAGGAGGCUUCUCGUCGUACGGAAGGUCCGCCCGACCGAUGCGUGACCGCGAUGAUACAUGGGGAGGUGGCAAUAGACGACCGUACGGUGGUUUCGAUGACGAGCAGCAGCAAUCGAGAGGCCAGCCUUCUAGGGUUUCGAAUUUCGAGCAACCUUCUAGGGCUGAUGAGGUGGAUAAUUGGGCAAAGGCGAAGAAAUCAUUCCAAUCCGUACCUUCCCAGGACCCUGGUCGUCAUAAUCGCUACGGUGGUUUAGGUUCGGGAGUUGGAGGGUUCUCUCGAGCUGACGAGGUGGAUAAUUGGACGACUGGAAAGAAACCUAUACAAACGAGAACAUCUACAUUUGGUUCUGGGUUUCGUGAUUCAGAUCCUGAGCCUGAUCGCUGGACUCGAGGGGGUGGAUUCCGGGAUGAGCGGUCCAGAUUGAAUUUGAAUCCACCAAAAGCGGAUUUGGGGGUUAAUGAACCAGUGGUCGUGAAGACGAAUAAGCCAAAUCCGUUUGGAGAAGCUAGGCCAAGGGAGCAGGUUUUGGCGGAGAAGGGACUCGAUUGGAAGAAGAUGGAAAUGGAGAUUGAGUCCAAGAAAGCUACCAGUAGUAGGCCUAGUAGCUCCCACUCCAGCCGGCCUUCAAGCGGCCAGUCGAGCAGGUCGGAGAGUCAGGGACCCCAGGGAUUGGAGAGUGUUGGGAGGCCCUAUAGGCCGAAGGUGAAUCCAUUUGGGGAUGCUAAGCCUAGAGAAGUUUUGUUGGAGGAGCGGGGUCAGGAUUGGCGAAAGAUUGAUCUUCAUUUGGAGCAUAGACGGAUUGAGAGGCCUGAAACUGAGGAGGAAAAGAUAUUGCAAGAAGAAAUUGACCACUUGAAGAAGGAACUGCAGAAAGAAUCUGCAAUGAAAUCAGACGGGGAAUCCAUGCAAUCCGGUUUGCAUAAUAUUAUUCUUCAGAAAGAGCAGGAGUUGGAAAUGCUUAUCCGGGAUUUGGAUGACAAAGUUCGGUUUCGACUGAAAUCUGCUGAAAGACCUGGUUCUGGAGCAGAUAGGGCAGCUGGCUUCCCUGAGAGACCUCCUUCUCAGUCUGGAUCAUCUGAUGAAUCAAGAAGUGUGGAGUUCAUGGAUAGGCCUCAUUCACGAGGCAGGGGAGAUGUAUGGACAAGGCAUGUAGAUGACAGGAGAGGAUUUCAGGGUGGCAGGGAAAGGGGUUUUCUAGGUAACAGAAACACAGACAGGCAAAGGUCAAGAGAGAGAUGGUGAAGCAUUGUUGGUUGUAGAUUCAUUAUCUCCUACACAUUUGACAAGCAGGAUAAUAAUAUUUUGUUUCUCACCUUCUAGUUUUUUUAUUUUUUGGAAAAAUUGUUCUUUUGUUUUUUCUCUGAACAUGGAAAUAGGAUUGUUGAGAAGUGUGGCUGGGAAUUAAUUGGGUUGAUCCUGAAACACUAUGUAAAAUUGCAAAUUUCCCCUGUUUUUCAUUUUGUCAGCUCUGAUCUGAGGCAUGGAGCCUGUAUUGUUGUUAGGGCUCAAUUUUUGUUUUGGGAAUCUCUAGUCUAAUUGUUAUUAAUAUUUUAUCUUUUAUAUAUAUAAAAUAUAAUAUUCAUUCUGUGGCUA